This is a messenger RNA of Diorhabda carinulata, 5184 nucleotides long. RefSeq names its product rab3 GTPase-activating protein catalytic subunit (gene Rab3GAP1). Gene Ontology annotation, molecular function: GTPase activator activity. Gene Ontology annotation, biological process: positive regulation of GTPase activity. The transcript has 6 exons. Lineage: Eukaryota; Metazoa; Arthropoda; Insecta; Coleoptera; Chrysomelidae. The record is from RefSeq and is a predicted model, not a curated record. The coding region runs from base 77 to 2809 and encodes 910 amino acids.
AUUAUCUUUCAAAAAUUGACAGUCAGCUGUUGUAUGUUAUGUUUGUGUAUAAAUUCUAUAUUUAUAUUUUCAAAAAAUGAAUGAAGAGAUAGACGACAGUGAAUUUUAUCAUCAAGAUUUCACAACUGCCUCAGAAUGGGAGGUUUUUAUGGCAAGAAUGGAAGAAAUUAUCAAUCAGUGGAAGUUGGAUGAUACUAGAAAUGAAGCCGCAACAGAUAAAUGCAGCAUAUGGAAUAUAAAAAGCGAAAAACUACAAUUUGCAGACGCCGAGUUUGUCUUGUAUUUAUAUUCCAAACAGAUAGAAAGUUCUGAUAUAUCAGAUAUUAAUGAUAAUAGUGACACACCUAAAAAUCCUUUAGAUACUUCUUACGAUUUCGAGUUAUAUAGUGAAUCAAAUAACGAAGAACAUUCCAUUUUAUUUACUUGGUAUGGACUCAAUGAAUACUUGGUACUGUCUCCUACAAAUUCUGCUGGAAUCACAUCUGAAAGUAAAAUUAAAAUUCUACUGAGUUCUGCUUAUAUUGUAUCCAGCAAUUUAUUAUCAUCAGCAAAUGUGAGCUGCCAAAGGCCAAUUUUUAUACAGAUAAGAGAAAAGUGGCAAAAAUGUUAUCUAGGAGUAUUCGAAAACGAAAUAAUGAGAACUAAUUUUGAAAUGGUUCAUUUAAAAGCAGGCCCAUCGUGUUAUUACUACUUACAUGGAAUUUUAGAUUUGUUUACAUCUAAAAUAAUGUCUCCUUGUAAUAUCGAUGACAUUAGUAUAUCUUCAAGAAAUACAUAUCUUUUAUCUGAUUUUGGUAAUUAUGUUUGGAAACAAGAUUUACUUAACGAAAGUUAUGAAUCAGAUUCCCUCUGUAUUUUACCAUUUGGAGUAACUGUGGAUCCUGUGAAUGCUAUAGUUUUGAAUACAACUUGGAACCAUCUGUCCCAAAUUGUUAUUAUCGAUAGAGAAAAUCACAGUAGUUUCUCUCCAAUGAAUGCUAUGCAGUGGUCAGUUUUGAUAAAAACUACUGCAGAACCAGUUUGUUUAUUGGCAGAUGCGGUUGCUGAAUUCUUUCAGAAUUUCAACAACCAAAACACCAUGUAUGAAGUAUUGGGAGAUUUUGCUUCUUUACCCAGUGCUGACACAAAUCCAUUAGAUCUUCUCACAGAACCUGCUGUCCCAUCAAUAUCAAGGUUAUUAACCAGAGCAGGAAGACCGGCGUUGUCCCGAUCGAGGAAAGGUGCAAAUCCACCUCUUACAGAAUCAAUUUUAGUACCAUUAUUGUACUUUUUGUUUCCCGAUGCUGAUGAAAAAACAGCUUCUCCUUAUGGUAAAGAAGAUAAGGAAUCUUCAGAUGUUGAUUGUUCUCAAGUAUUUUUCAAAAAGAUCGAUGAAGAAUUCAAAGGUUACAAAACUUGUAACGUGGAUUCUCUUCCGUGGAGGUUGUCUAUAGUAUUGGCUCAUUGUCUUCAAAGUCUCGGUGGAUUGAAAGCUUUUGCUCACAUCUGGUACGAGUUUGUUCAAGAAAUGAGGUAUCGUUGGGAGAAAUCUCUUCCUAUACCCGGAUUAUCUCCAGGUUUAGACGUAAGAACGUGUUUGCUGCAUCAAAAACUUCAAAUGUUGAAUCACUGCAUAGAAAGGAAAAUAACGAGAGAAAACGCCCAACAACCCAUGUACGAAUCAGCAGAAGACUCGUCCACAGAUGACGAAUUCUACGAUUGUUCGUCCGAAAAACCUCCCGAAGAGAAAAGUAAAGAGAAACAAUCUCUAUGGAAUCAACCCGUCGGAAGAUUGUGCAAAUGUGGAAAUUUGAAAUUGUUGAAAACCGGAAACACUCUGUAUAUUCCCGUAACACAGGAACAGGCACUGAAAACUGAAGACCAAGUGCAAGAACAUUCCGAUUUUCUCCUUAACCUCGGUUCAAACGCGGAAGCAACAGAAAUAAGAGCCAGAUUGAUGAGCGCUUCGUUACUUUCCGAUAUGGAAUCCUUCAAAGCAGCCAAUCCUGGAGCCGUAGUCGAGGACUUUAUAAGAUGGUAUUCACCUGCCGAUUGGAUAGAAGAAGACGAAUUGGAUCAGUGGGGUCAAAAAGUGGGACAUUUAAGUUCGAGAAUGCUCAUCGCUGAAAAUAAUAUCUGGAUGGAAACAUGGGAAUCCGCAAAACCAGUACCGGCGCAUAGGCAGAAGAGAUUGUUCGACGAUACGAGGGAAGCCGAAAAGGUUUUGCAAUUUUUGGAUUUGAGAUCGAUCGCACAGAUUUGUGAAUUGAUUAUUCCGAUUCUAACGCACGCCGCCAUCUAUAGAUUAAUAGAAGAAUGUCAGACGUUCGCUCAAGACCACCAAGAACUUUCUUCUAAAAUAACGAAACUAAUACGUAUCGGCGAACAUCUCACGCGGGAACAAAAGGUGCAGUUACGUAGAUUCGAAUCCUUCAUCCACGAAAUUACAUCACUAGAAUUGCUCGUUUCUCAAAUGAAUUCCCUCCAUUACAAAUUGAAUCCAUCGAGGGCAGUCAACGAACGUAUCAACGAUAUAGUUGUCCACCUGGUAUCGGGUGACGAAGUCGUAUUGGAGGAUAUGAGUGAAUCGGAAGUCGGAAGUAGAAUAGUAUCCAUGUUCGCGGAAGCGCAAAAAGCGAUUCCCGGUGACGAUAAAGAAGUGAAUAAAACGUCGUUUCCAUCGCCGGCCGUUAGGGAAUUCGUUCUGCGCGCCAACGCCGUCAAACCCGCCGUUCAUUCGGCGAAAUGUCCGCAGUUUUUGAGAGCUGUUUUGAGUAAAGAUGAAUUUAGGUUAUGCGGGGCUUUUUCGGAAGAUACGGUCUUCUUUUAGGAUCAUUUUUCUAUUUAAACAUGAAAAUAUUAUCACAGCGUCAAUUUUCUUUCCAUUUAGAUUAAUUUUGGUUUUUGAUUUUGAAAAAAAAAAUAGUUUUUUCAUAUAUUUUAUAUUUGUUUUUAUCAGGUUUAUUACUGUCUUGUCUUAUAUAUCUUAUACUAUCAUCAUUCUGAUCAUUUCUAGAUAUUUUUUUCUCUUGGUAUCCUUUUUCUGAUUAUUUUCGACCUUUUUCUUUGUUACAAGUUUCAGGAUGUUACAAUUAAUAUUUAUCCUUUUACGAUUUUUAUUAUCUUUUAUUCAAAUCUGUAAUCAUUUCUCUUUUAGAUCAUUUUAAGAAUGUAAGCCUGAAUUUUUAUUUUUUUUUAUUUAUUUAUUAAUGUUAUUUCUUCAUUUUUUUUUUUCAUCAAAUAAUCAAAUCAAAAUUAUUAUCGUUUCUUCGAGAUUUGGUUAUUAAUGUCCUUCUGCUUCUUAUAUUUUCAUAGGAUAAUCAUUUUGCUCCUGCCAAUUUUCUUUGUAUCAUUCUCUAUUGAUUUUUCUAUAAAGUAACGUUCUCAAAAUAUCUAUUCAAUCUCCCUUUUUAUUUCUUUGUAUUCUUCCUAGAUCUUCUUCCACUUUACCUCUUCAUUUUCUGUAUUUCUAUCUAUUUCUGCCAACUUUGAUCAAACUACAAUAUUAAAUGGAUUCUUUCUCUUUCCGAAUUUUUCUAUGAUUUACUUAUUAUUAUUAUCCUGCAAAUUUUUACAUUUUCAUUCCUCGGUCUUCUUUCAGGAUAAUUAUUCCAUUUCUGCCAAUUUUCAUUUUUGUCUUCGUCAUUAUUUUAAAGUAUUUAAUGACUAUUGACUCAAAUCUUGAAUUUUACUCAUUUUUUAUUAUUUUUCUUCUACUUUGAUCCACUUCACAUUUUGUACAUCAGUCAUUUUGUCCUUUUUCAGCUAAUUUCAUCAAGUUUUAAUAAGUUAUGUUCCUUCAAUAAUUUUUCGACCACUCUUUUUAUUUAUUUCUAUUCUUUUCGACUCUUUAUCCACUUUUUCAUCCUAUUCCUGCCAAUUUUGAUUAAAUCAUGUCAAUGAUCUUCGUUUUUUGGGAACAUUUAUAUUUCUUGGUAUACUUGUUCGUCUUUUUACUAUUCCAAAUUUUUAAUCAUCAUUUUCCUAUAUUUCACCUUUUCCUAUUUCACAUUUUGUUCACCUGUCACAUGUCAACAAUUUUUCAAAUAUUUUCCUACAAUUUCUAUUACUAAAUAUCUUUAUUUAGUAUUUAUUCAACCUCCCUUUUUAUUUAUUUCUAUUUUUUCUCGUUUUAAUUUACUUCCUCUUUUAAUUAUGUAUAUGCAUUCCUUCUAAUUUCUGUCGACUUUUAUUUUGUUCAAUUAUCAUCAUCUUCUUUCUCAAUUUUCUCAUACAUUAGUUACUAUUAUCAUGUUCCUACCGUUUACAUUUUCAUUUUUUGUCCUAAUUUCUUCAUUUUUUAGUCUUCUAAUGUCUCUGAAACUUUUUUUCCAAUUUAUUUUUUAUUAUCAUAAUUUUUAAGCAACACAGUCUCUUUUGUAGAUCUUCUUUCACAUGCUCUAUUUAUUAAUCCAUUGUAAUUUUUUUUUAUUCUUAUAUCAUUUAUAAUUCAUGACAAUUGUUUAAUUCAUUUCAUCCUUUCUUACCAUUUGGUCGUUCUAUUUGCUUUUGAUUCAAAAUUUAUCUUAUUUUCACAUUUUCUAUAUUACUUUCCUAUUUGAUGUUUCUACUUCUUAUUUUUUAUUGUUUAUUGUUUUAUUUAUUCGGUUUGUUUUCACUACUUCAUCAUCGUUAAAAAUUUAAUCAAUGGUAUUCACUUUUUUAUCACCUUCUAUUACUAGUUUUUUUUUUAUUUCUUGUUCUGAAUUAUUUUUUUUUUCAAUAUCUUUUAUUGUUAUAAUUAUUUUAGUUAGUUUUUAUCCAUUUUCAUUGCAUCAUCAUUAUCUUAGAAAAAAAUAGCUGAUGAAUAUAACUUUGGAUGCAAUUUAUUCAUCUCAUUGUUUCGUAACUAACUCCUUCAAUUGCUUCUUGGUCUUUUUCUUUAUUCAGAUUUUCUUUUCCUCUCUUUAUAUUCUAUCAAUGAUUAUUAUAUUCAAACUAUCUAAAAAUGUUAGAAUCAAAGUUUUUUUAUUACCUUUUCAUGCCAAAAAAAGAAAUUCUGUAGACUUAGAAUGGAUGAUGUAUCAUAUCAUUAACAAAUCUUCCAACUUAUAUUUUGACAUUCAACUUGACACAAAUUUGGAGUGUAUGAUUUUGUAAAACGAAAUCGAAUUAAAUUUUGUCAAUUUAUGGAACAUAUUUAUAAAUAUUUUAUCGGUGAUUGUAUCAUUAAUUAUGUUAAAUAAAAGUUUUAAUAUAAACAAA